Danaus plexippus (monarch butterfly) is the source of this 754-nucleotide messenger RNA. RefSeq lists its product as uncharacterized. Bases 84 to 605 code for a protein of 173 amino acids. The record is from RefSeq and is a predicted model, not a curated record. Lineage: Eukaryota; Metazoa; Arthropoda; Insecta; Lepidoptera; Nymphalidae. The transcript has 4 exons.
UCCAUAUAUGUAGGCAAUACAUUAUACAUCAUUUUCAUAUUUUUGUUUUUGUUUUUGUAGUAAUAUAAAUUAUUUAAGUUGAAAUGCUAGAAUUACCGAAAUCAGAAGAAACAAAUAGAAAAGACGAAGACGGGAUAUGCAAAUGCCGCCCAAUAUGUAAAAGUAGAAGACGAGUGUGGAAAGGAAAGAUUCAGAAUACCUCGACUGAACUCCUGCUAGAGAGGAAGCCACUCCAAGAGUGCUUCAGGAGAUGGCCCACGAAAGUGUACGCGAACAGUCCCUGCCCUUUGUUCGCUCGUUCUCGUCGUGUAACUAUCAUGAAACAUGACGAGCCGACUGUAGUUCGCAUCUGUCAAGCUCCAAUAGACGACACAAAUGAUACUCCUUACCUCAAGUUGAAAGAGUUAGCCCAAAAACUAGGUGCCUGGCAUGCUGUUAGAGCUCGAUGCGCGUUCUGCGGUUGCUGUAAAUGCUGUGGCUGUGGCACUCGCUGUUACACACUAGGCGAACAUCACGACGAUGACCGCAGACGCGAAAUGCGAGACUUUGACGCGAGAGUCAAAAAAAAUUAUCAAGAAAUGAGAAUCAUGUAUGACAAAAUUUAAAUUUUGAUCGUCACACAUCCAACGAAAAAAGUUAAGUGUUACAUCUAACCCGUAUAUUAUUUAUAACAUUUACUUUACGUAAAUGAUAUAAUAAUAUACUUUAAUAAUUUUAAAUAGAUAAAAAUUCUAUUGUAAUUUCCUUAGGAGUA